UUAGCAAUUCAUGCCACCAUUGCGGGUUCGUGAGGUUGACCCCUACGAAUGUAUGCAUGUAUCCGUACGUUUAUCUGUCUUAGCUAAGGGUUUUUUAAAUAAUGCAACAGUAUAAUCUAUAACUUUGUAAUUUCCUCUGGUAGCUAAACCUAGCGUUUUUCUGUAUUGAAGUGGUGACAAAUACCGUAAAUCAUGCGAUUGACAGCAUUGCUUUCAAUGGCGGCAAAAGCUGCCUUUCCCCAUGACUAUCGAUUUGGAACUAACCGCCCGUGGACAGCAGCAGCCAGGAGACUCAACCCACCAGGCAAAAAGAGAAGAAAGGUUUUUGUUGAGCCUAUUGCAUAUGAGGACUGGUCUGUUUUUAGAGGAGAUGUGGUGCAGAUUUUGUCCGGAAAAGACAGCGGAAAACAGGGCAAAGUAACUCAGGUGUUCCGACACCGCAACUGGGUCAUCGUUGAAGGCCUCAAUACGCACUAUAGGUACAUCGGCAGGUCAGGAGAUUACAGAGGGACUUACAUAGCUAGCGAAGCCCCCAUACUCCUGAAAGACAUUGCACUCAUUGACCCUUCAGACAGGAAACCUACAAACACAGAGUGGAGAUACACAGAGGAGGGGGAGAAAGUGCGUAUUUCGUGCAGAACUGGUCGCAUUAUUCCCAAACCGGUAUUCCAGAGGAAAGACGGAAUAAUUCCAGAACAGUGGAAAGACGGACCAAAGGACACAUCACCUGAUGAUGCACUUGCAAAAACGUACAUCCCAUCACUGAAGUCUCUGGAGGAGGAGAUCAUGGAUAAAAUGAACAUUCAGGAAGAAAGAAGACACAAAAAGAGCUAUUGGUAUUGAGAACCAUCACCAAAUGGGCUGUUUGUUUGUUUUAAUUGAACAUGAGCUAUAUAAAUGCUGUUCAAACAGGAAUGUCUCUCAAUUAGUGUGUAUGUAUGCCAUAAAAUCACAAUAAACAAUUUGCCCAACGGUA
This is a messenger RNA of Electrophorus electricus (electric eel), 976 nucleotides long. It is a transcript of the gene mrpl24, whose product is annotated as mitochondrial ribosomal protein L24. Gene Ontology annotation, molecular function: structural constituent of ribosome; RNA binding. The record is from RefSeq and is a predicted model, not a curated record. Gene Ontology annotation, biological process: translation. Gene Ontology annotation, cellular component: ribosome. Lineage: Eukaryota; Metazoa; Chordata; Actinopteri; Gymnotiformes; Gymnotidae.